Molecule: messenger RNA, 2101 nt
Organism: Zychaea mexicana
Lineage: Eukaryota; Fungi; Mucoromycota; Mucoromycetes; Mucorales; Lichtheimiaceae
Exons: 12
Coding region: 34-2022 (662 amino acids)
Source: RefSeq, a predicted model, not a curated record
CUUCGUUUCUACAGUUAAUCAACAUCACUAACCAUGACGUACUACAAUCCUUCUGACCAACAACAAUAUCAGCAACCACAAAUCAAUAACCAUCCACAGUAUUCACAGCAACAGUACCAGCCACCUCAACCUCUGAGAGUCCAAUAUUCUGCGUUGCCACCACAAGAAACAGAGCAUAACCAGUAUCCAAAGCUGGACAAAGUAGUCUCAGUCAAACAUUGUCAUCAUUAUUUGUCUUUGAUGGAGCAGUUUUUGCUAUACAAAGAACGAUUCGAUUCGACUCAUUUAAAGAUAAUGUUGGCUCGAGCAGAACGUCGUUAUAUUCAAUGGCGAGAAAUAGUUCAUACAUCUUUCUCAAAGACUGGAUAUCAGUCUUUCGUUCCUCCGCUUGAUAUUGCGUACAUGUGGCACACACACAUGCUAAGUCCGUUUCGCUAUUUUGAAGAUUCUAUUCGGCUGAAUCAAAUGGAUCUCUUCAAAAUAAAUCUUCCCUUGGGAAAAUUGCAUGAAUACGCCAGCACACGAAUCUCGUUGGCUGAGAUGAACAGCUGGCGGCUAUACUAUGGUACAGAAGAGCCGUACUACCUUAACCCCGAAAAUGUAGUUGUUGGUACCACCAUGGUGAAUUGCACUUAUUGCAGUGAGAAAAUGGAAUGCAGUUGGAUUGAAUACGCCGACUGGAGAACUAAUCCAGAUUUGAACAUUCGAUGCCACACAUGUCGUCAAUCCACCAGUGUGGGAACAGCGUCUGUUGCACGUCUUGCCAAAGAUAUAGAGGGACGUUCCUAUUUAGUUGCUGGUACCCUUUUAGAAAAAAAUGGUAGCCUCAAAGGGCCGGGGAAAUUUCAGCUCCAACGUGCCAUGGCCUUUUGUGUGGAGAAAGCCGAAAAAGAUCUCCCUGAAAGUCGUCUUGUAAUUCCGUCCCGCUCCAUGGAGGACAUCAUUACAUAUAUUGAAAAGACGUGCAGUAACACACGCAAAGGAGCAAGCAACUGGCAUCGCAUUGUGUCUGUAUUUUUAGUGAACGCUCUCCGAUCGUGCUAUUUGAAUAAUCCGAGUCCAUUCUCUUUGGACUUGAUCCAAGCCGUGGGUCGCCAACAGGCUUUCAACGUUAAGGCAGUCCGUACGAUCGACUGGCAAUCGCCUUAUGGCAUCGCGCGCGCUAUCCGGCAAUACAACGAGUUUUUAAAAAUGAUAAUGGCGCAUCCGACCCAAGUUAUGGUCCCAACAUUGGAAAUUGACUUGGCAUGGCAUACGCAUAUGCUCCACCCAGCUACAUAUCGUACAUUCACGUUCAAAUAUACUGGGCAAUAUGUCAAUCAUGACGAUAACAUUGUGCCUGAGAAACUCAAGACAUAUGCUGACGGCACGGAUAAAGCCUGGCGGGCGAAGAAUGGUCACAAUUUGAUCAACGGUGGAGAUAAUGGUCCUGCAAAAAAAUCGACAUCUAAAAGAGCGGGAUUCUUCAGCAAAGUUCGCGAUGCUCUGUCCAGUGGAUUUGGCGAUGAUUAUAUUCCUGGCACUUUGCCGGAAUCGUUUGCUCAAAAUGGUGUCAUAGACGGAGCAGCUCUAAAAACCAGUACCAAAGAAAGCUAUCACGAUAGAAGAACCGUAAAAUCCAUUCUAGGGAUUAAAAAUAAUACCUAUUCGGAUUCUGUGCAAAACAAUAUUCAUCACCAACUCGAGAAUAAUGGAUAUGGCUAUGUUGGUACGGUGAAUUGCGCUUCAGGAUCUACAGGUCGCAAUCUUUAUUACAACCACCAGUUAUAUGCCGUGCAAUCAAUUAAGCCUUCCUCGGCAUCGACCCAAAGAUGGGCUGACCUUACACCGGUACUGCAACCGAAUUCUGUCCAAAAGCUUUCAAAAAAGCUAAAAAGCAAGUCGAAGCCAGCAAAACAUAAGCAUGACAAUCGCGGUAAACCAUUAGAAAUCGCGCCAGGUCUUGGAGAGCUAAUCGGUAACGCUAUCAACAAUUGCAACAGCUCAUCAGCUAAUUGCGGCGGAGGUAUGACUCGUCUAUGAUUUACUACCGAAAACAAGAAGUACUAAAGUAUCCGUGACCUAAUGUGCUUGUAAAUGUUGCUAGGAGGCGGAGCAGGCG